Molecule: messenger RNA, 3181 nt
Organism: Musca domestica (house fly)
Lineage: Eukaryota; Metazoa; Arthropoda; Insecta; Diptera; Muscidae
Gene: Orc1
Product: origin recognition complex subunit 1
Exons: 4
Coding region: 198-3089 (963 amino acids)
Biological process (GO): DNA replication initiation; mitotic DNA replication checkpoint signaling
Cellular component (GO): nuclear origin of replication recognition complex
Molecular function (GO): ATP binding; ATP hydrolysis activity; DNA replication origin binding
Source: RefSeq, a predicted model, not a curated record
CAAACAAACAUCGCAUUCCAACACAAAGCAGAUGUUGAUUGUGUCUCUGCCUGAAAAAACGAAAGAAGUAGAAGUCUGAAAACACGCUGAAGUUUCACAAAUAAAUAACUAAAUAACCACCGAUCAAGCAGAGUAAAAUUUGCUUAGCUUUUAAAUUUAAUUUAGUACACUGUUUUUUUAUUGGUAUCCACUAAAAAAUGGUGUUAAAGCAAAUCGAAGCAGCGAAUGCUCCCAUUGUUAAAUGGAUUGGAGCGCACGAUCCACUUGUUACUGUCGAUCAUUUGCAACACAAAAACGUUUAUUUUUACGCCAAGUGUAUUAUCGGACCGCUCACUUUAAGUGUGGGAGACUUUGUCCUAGUGUCUAAUGCUGAUUCCGCCUUUCCAGACACUGAAGAGGGCUGUGACAUCGCCAAAAUUCUCUAUCUGUACGAGCUGAGGGAAGUACUCCCGGAUAAGGAUCCGUGUCGGGCUGUAGUUCAAUGGUAUUCACGUCCGGAGUGUAUUCCACACAAGCACUUCGAUGAUGACACAAUUUGUAUUGAUUUUAAUGCCGAGGUUAUUGAGGAACACAGACCGUAUGACGCAGACAUUUCUUUAGAAACGAUUCAUCGUAAAUGCAGUGUUAUUUGUGGUUCAUCGGAAAAUUCCGCUGCUGGCCUUUUGCAAGGAUUUAACGCUAAACGCACAAAUUGUCCAAUGUUUGUGUGCCGUUAUAAAUUUAUUAAAGUUAAGAAUUCGUACCGCCUUGAGCCUCUGCAGUUCUCCAAUGAAGAUGUAGCAGCGGCUGGAGAACGUGGUCGAAGAAGAUCGACGGCAGCUAUACCAACAGAAUCUAAGGCUUCAUCAGCCAAAAAACCUAGGCGUUCCUGUGCCACAAGUGACGAAGGCCGAAAAAGACGCUCCUCUGUUAGUGCCAACAACCCUCUGGAGUUCGUAGACCUUGCUUAUUUCAAUGAAGAAAACAAAGUAUCUCCAAUUAAAAUUAUUGGUGGGCGAAGUGUUGUCCGCCUUUCGGCCAAAAAGAAACAGUCAACAGGUGAAAAGUACAAAGGGGAAGAUGAAAUAAAUGCCAACUACUUGCCAGCUUCCCCAUUGGCAGAACAGAAUAUUAAAGUCACACCCAGAUCCAGAGCAGCUGCCGCAAAGAGAAACCUUAAUCUUAGUUUGGAUAAUGGAGCUGAUACUACAGCAGACUCUGACUGUCUAAACUACUCAAUUGUAAAAGGGACACCAGAUCGAACGGACCCUCCAAAUGAGAUGAAGAUAAAGCUAAGGUUGUCAGAGAGGAGACGAUCCACACGAUUAUCCUCGAUGGAAGAAGAUCCCUUGGCCAUACGUCCCGAAUUAGAAUCCGAAUUGAGAGAGGUUAAACAUAAAGACUCCCAGCCGCAGACCCCUUCUAGAAAAUCCAAGCUUGCUUCCGAAAGUACACCAUCAGCUAGGAAGAAAAGUGAAGCCCAAAAAAAGGUUCAAAAUGCGGAUGAUAUUUACCACACUCCGACAAAAAAGGCCAAAGAAACGACAGCAGAGGGUACUCCAUCGCAAAACCGCCGAAAGAGUAUACUUAAAUCGGCCACUACUAGAUUAGCUGAAGGUACACCCAGAAGGAGCAUACAGCUGUCCAGCAUUGUUGAGCAGAGGGUUUUCAACGAUGAUGAUAUAAUAAACACACCAAAACGUUCCAAGGCCAGGAAAAGCAUAGCACUACCUGUGGUCGAUAAUGUCAAAACUACGGAGGAUGAUGAGGAAUACACACCCAAGAAGACCACACAGAAAACACCUUCGAAAGGACGAAGAAGCACAACCAAGGCCACUGAAGCUCCAGCAACACCUAAAACGCCCUCACAGAAACUUAAAAUGAUACGAUCGGGAGAAAUCAAACCUACCUUGGAAAAGCGCGACUCUUUAGCUGGCUCUGAAAAAGGGAAAACUGAUUUGCAAAUAGCUCGUGAGCGAUUGCACGUCUCUGUAGUGCCCAAAAGUUUACCCUGUCGCGAGAAGGAAUUUGAUAACAUUUACACUUUCCUGGAAGGCAAAAUUCAAGAUCAAUGCGGGGGUUGUAUGUAUGUGUCUGGAGUGCCGGGUACUGGAAAAACCGCCACCGUCACGGGUGUUAUACGAAUGCUACAGCAGAGAGUGGCUGAAGAUGAUUUGCCGCCAUUUGAUUUUUUGGAAAUAAAUGGAAUGCGUUUAACAGAACCCCGCCAAGCGUACGUGCAUAUAUAUCGGCAGCUAACUGGGAAAACAGUUUCGUGGGAACAUGCCCAUGCUUUGUUAGAGAAAAGAUUCACCACACCCGCUCCGAGACGUGUUACAACCGUUUUACUAGUAGAUGAAUUGGAUAUAUUGUGUAACCGGCGACAGGACGUAGUAUAUAAUCUGCUAGAUUGGCCAACCAAGUCUGCAGCCCGUCUAGUUGUGGUAACUAUAGCCAAUACUAUGGAUCUGCCAGAACGUUUGCUAAUGGGAAAGGUGACAUCACGUUUGGGUUUGACACGUUUGACCUUCCAACCCUAUACUCACAAACAGCUGCAGGAGAUCGUAACAGGUCGUUUACAGGGUUCCGAAGCGUUUAAGGGCGAUGCUGUACAGUUGGUUGCGAGAAAAGUUGCUGCGGUAUCCGGCGACGCACGUAGAGCUUUAGAUAUUUGUCGUAGGGCUACAGAAAUUGCAGACGCCGCCGCGUCUAAAGCGGCGGAGAAGGGCUCCAAGGAUACUCAACAAUGUGUUAAUAUGUUACAUGUGCAGCAAGCCCUCAACGAAAUGAUUUCAAGUGCCAAAGUCCAGGCAAUCAAGAACUGUUCACGGUUGGAACAGAUUUUCUUGCAAGCUGUGGUCGCAGAAGUAACUCGUACAGGGGUCGAAGAAACCUCAUUCAUGGGUGUUUAUACACAAAUUGAAACCAUUGCCGCUUUCAUGGGGGCCGCUACACCAACACCUGGUCGGGCUUUACGUAUCUGCGCCAAACUGGGUUCGGAGCGUUUGCUUAUUUGUGAACAUUCUCGGAAUGAUGUUUUCCAAAAAAUUCUACUCAACGUCAGUAUGGAUGACAUACACUACGCCUUAAAGGUUAACAAUACAAACUGAUCAGAAUCCCAUUUUAUUUCCCUGGUUUAUGGCUCAACAGCUGUUUAUUUGAAUUUUAUUUUUAAACCAGAUAUCCGCAUUAUUGCCAGUAU